Chelmon rostratus (copperband butterflyfish) is the source of this 657-nucleotide messenger RNA. RefSeq names its product 5-hydroxyisourate hydrolase-like. The record is from RefSeq and is a predicted model, not a curated record. The transcript has 4 exons. Gene Ontology annotation, molecular function: hydroxyisourate hydrolase activity. Gene Ontology annotation, biological process: purine nucleobase metabolic process. Bases 159 to 578 code for a protein of 139 amino acids. NCBI's taxonomy places the organism in Eukaryota, Metazoa, Chordata, Actinopteri, Chaetodontiformes, Chaetodontidae.
AAGAUAAGCGCAUGUGUACUGACUGUCAUACUGAAUAAGCGAGCAUGAAGAACUGCACAAAGACGAUUUGACAAAGUCCUGAUGCCUUUAAAUAAACCAUAAAAUUGCAUUUGCUGGGUAAACUGCUGACCCAGUGUGGAUUUUGUUCAUCAGUGCACAUGAGUGCGUACAGGCUGCAGCAACUCAAGGCUCAUAUUUUGCCUGAAAAUAAGAUCACGGACAUGGCAGGCUCACCUAGUCCUCUGACCACCCAUGUGUUGAAUACUGCAGCGGGCAUCCCUGGCUCGAACAUGGGCCUUGGUCUCUAUCGACAAGACCCCUCCUCUAAUGCCUGGAGUCUGAUAACUACUGGGACCACUAAUGAUGAUGGACGUUGUCCAGGACUCAUCACAAAACAAAUGUUUACAUCUGGUGUUUAUAAACUUCGUUUUGAGACGGCUCAGUACUGGGAGAGUCUGGGAGAGGCCUGCUUUUACCCGCAUGUCGAGAUUGUCUUCACUAUAAUUGACCCUGGCCAGAAGUAUCACAUCCCUCUGCUCCUGAGUCGUUUCUCUUAUAGCACCUACAGAGGGAGUUAGAGGAUAUUCAUCUCGGUACCAGCUUCUUUUUUCUCCCUUUGGAAAUAAAUAUUAAACAGAAAUCAAAAGUUGUUUAUUG